Molecule: messenger RNA, 399 nt
Organism: Scutellospora calospora
Lineage: Eukaryota; Fungi; Glomeromycota; Glomeromycetes; Diversisporales; Gigasporaceae
Source: the annotation of a GenBank genome assembly
UCUAUUAGAGCUUCAGACGACAACGAACCUUUAGUAGCUAUUCUCUUGCCUCCCAAUUACUUGCCUACCAGCCAGGAAAAAAAAAGCUAUACGCAAAAUCAAGAUAAUGAUAAACAUUCCUUGACAGCGAUUAGUGAAAGUAAUAAAUAUCCAGUAAGAUGUCGUAAAAAAGCGAACCAUAUUUUAAAUGACUAUUCUCCUGUGAUUGUUGUCAUUCCUUCUAAGCAAAGCAAUACUAUCUUCAACAUAUGGAACCGUUUGCGUAAAAAGACAGAAAAUAAUAGCAAUUUAUUGCAAAAAAAUGAAACUCAGUUUUUGAGGAAUUUGUUUCCACCUGCGAAAGUAGAAUUAGACGAAGAUAUCAAUGGAUAUUUAGAUAAUAUAUUUUCUAUUUUUUAA